This is a messenger RNA of Thlaspi arvense, 3196 nucleotides long. NCBI's taxonomy places the organism in Eukaryota, Viridiplantae, Streptophyta, Magnoliopsida, Brassicales, Brassicaceae. The record is from the annotation of a GenBank genome assembly.
UUUGGACACACCAUUUAUCUUAUCCUUAACCGGGAUAUUUAUCUUUCGGUACAAGGACGUGACGACCACCAAUGUCAGAUUUACAAUAAACUCGGUUACGGUUUGGUUAAGUAUACCGAUUGAUAACCAUAAGAGAACCGGUUUUGUAACCAUCUAAACAAAAUAGUGCGGAUGGAUGAGCUUCAGGAAGAAGAAGUGAAGCUCCAGAAACGCCAUACCCAUGGCUCUUUUGUCUCUCCCCUCUCCGAACUGUCGUCUUUUCAGGUGCAGGAGCAGCAACAUUUCGAGCAAGUAUCAUGGAGAAUCGAAGGAGCUAAUGAUUGCUCGCUCUGGUGUUUCUGCGAGAUCGAUUUCUUCGGAAGAUGGGAUUUCUCGUAGGGAUUUAGUGUUAAUUGGUCUCUCUUCUCCGUUGUCUAUGCUCUUGCCAGUUUCGUCUGCUGGUAAUGUUUUGUUUGCCCGCUCUAAUGUUUUAGAAUUGUGGCCAUUGAUGGUUUUCCUUCAACUUGUUAUUGCAGCCACUCAUGCAGAAGAAGCAGUGAAAAUGGGUGCAGAAGAACUGAAAAUGGGCUCAAUGGUGGAUGAUAUAAAUGCUUAUUCUUAUGCUUACCCUCUGGAGUUUCCAUCUGAGAAGCUUGUCUUCAAAUGGGUGGAAUCAAGAAAGCCUGAACGUUACUCUUCGGCUGCACCACUCUCUCUUACCGUGUUACGCAUCAAGUUAGUGACUGAAUCUGUUUCAUCUGGUCCAGCUGAUGCGCGUCUACGGAUUGUUUCUGAACGAGUUGACCUCAUCGACAACCUCGUGAUUUCUAUUUCGAUAGGUCCCCCAAACUCAAGAUUCCUAACAUCAAAAGAAAAGAAAACUUGGACAGCCAAAGACGUUGCGGACUCUGUUUUGUCUGAUAAAUCGGCAUUGCGUGUCACCUCAAGUCAGCGUCUUGAAGAGAGCUCGGUUCUUGAUGCACACACUACUGAUAUUGAUGGGGAGCCUUACUGGUACUACGAGUACCUUGUUCGCAAAUCACCAACCAAAAUCGCUGAAGCAUCAAAACUUUACAGACACUAUAUUUCUUCAACAGCUGAACGCGAUGGGUACUUAUACACCAUAAAUGCGUCAACCCUUGGCAAGCAAUGGGACAUGAUGGGACCGGUGUUAGAAAGAACGGUUGGAUCCUUUAGGCUUCUUCCUCCUACUGAUAGUUAUGUUCCUCCUUACAAGGAUCCAUGGAGGUUUUGGUGAUCAUUUUCCAUCUACCUCAGCUUCUCAGCAAAAGUGCCUUCUUUUUUCUUCCGAAAUUGUAGUUAAAUUUGAUAUGAGAGGUUGAGAAUGGCGAUAAAUCUCUCACUCGGUUAUGAAAGUUGAUGUACAAGAAACGAGCCAAGGGACUAAUUUUCCCAUAUUGAAAGAUCUUGUUCACUAUCAAAUGUAUUGAAAGAUAUAAAUGUUGUGUCCAAUAAUUUUUUAUGCAUAUGUUGUUCUUCGGACUAAGAAUAUAAUAAUAUCAAAUCAGAGCUUUUAUUAUAUGAUAUAUACACAAAAAGGGCAAAAGUAGAGAAACUUUCUCCAUAGUCCCUCCUCUCAUGGGGCUUGCUUAAUACAUUUGAGUCGUCCUCCUUUAAAUUUUCUGGGUAGCAUAAAAAAAUUAACAAAAGCAAAAAGACAUAAAUGGAGGGGAGCCACAAAAACCGGCUUCUUCAACCCUCUUUAUAUAAUUAAGAUUAUUAUCUGAAUAAAUGACCACAUAAUUAUAAAGAUACAUAACAAUAACCAUUGUCCCAAUGGCAACCACCCACCAAAACCAUGAAAGAUUAGGCCAAAUGUGUUGUUGUUGUUAAGGUAAGUAGAAGCACAAGCAAUAUACAAAAAUGAUCAUCCAUGGCCGCCUCGGUUUAGAGAAACCAGCAGCUCUUUUUCACAAACAGAUGAUUCAGCUCUAGCUUCUACCUUUCUUUCCUCUUUUCAUGGAAUUGGUGGGCGCAUUGGACAUCACCCCACCGUGAAGAUCACGCCGUUACUCUUCUUCUCCGACAGGUCCUUGUCUGAAGACGAGUCAGACGUGGCUUCUUCUUCUUCCUCCUCCUCCAGAUUCUCGUCCAGACGAAUCACCUCCGAACGGCACUCGCUACUGCAAGAAGAAGAGUACCUGUACAUGUAUAUAUCUUUCCCCAUACCCAACUUCUUGUUACAAGACGAGCAGAAGCUCAAGAAGUCACGGGAAGGUAACACGUCAGUAAACGUUGUCAAGUCAAGAGGAGCAAUUUCAAAAAUGCUCUCUUUCAUGUAACCACAACAACUUUUCUUCACCCCAUUGUGCUCUAGCGACUCCAGAACCUGAUCACCGUAAAAAUGGGUGAUUUUGGGGUUAGAACCGUGCGAAAUAACACAAGUGUAGUCCUCUGAGAUCUCAAUGUCACUCUCGGUAUGCCCAAUAAGUGAUCCUUGGGUUUGCUCCAUCACCUGACAAGCAUUGACAAGCAUUGAGCUACCAAGCUCAAUCAAUCCAACAAUGGGUUUAUCAUCAUUGUGCAUAUGAGUUCUGGCAAAGGGCUGAUGAGGUUUCUGGCAUCUGGAAUUUCCAUUUCUCAUCAACGACCCAAAGAUCAAGUUUCUGCUAUCCGGCGAUGGCAGAAGAAUCCUUGAGGAAUCGGUGUGAUGAUCAUCAAGAGAAUCCACAAUACUCAAGCCUACUUUUCCAGAAUCCCAGCUCUUUUGAUGCACUUUUCGGAUUGACCUCGAGGAACACCCACCAAAGGGGUUCCCCAGACUCGAGAACAAUCUGAAAUCCAAAGGAGACGUUGGGCUCCAAGCUGUUUCGUAAUCAGAUGGAGACUUGACUUCGUACACACCGGAGAUGAUUCCGCGGUUCUUAAGCCCCGAUAACUCCGGUUUUGUCGAAUAGAAAUCGGAACCAGAGACCAUUUGAUUGUUAGGAUGCUGAGGCAUGCUUGAUCUGCGUCUAAAGGACUUGUUCUUUCUUGUGCGGUAGAAUUUAAUCAGACUAUUGAAGAAGAGGGAGAAGAAGAACCCAGAAAUUGCAGAGAGCUAAGACAAUGCGAAGUCUUCGUCUAUAUCUGUGCAAGUCUUGUGAGGUACUCUUCUUUUCUUUCUCUCUCUCUCUCUCCUCAAAAUCAGCGAAGCAGUGAGCUUCUCAGAUUCUCUCUCUCUCUCUCUCGAAUUCACGUUUUAAGUUCUCUGAGA